Messenger RNA from Drosophila serrata, 2698 nucleotides. It is a transcript of the gene dpa, whose product is annotated as disc proliferation abnormal. Gene Ontology annotation, cellular component: nucleus; MCM complex. Gene Ontology annotation, biological process: mitotic DNA replication initiation; DNA replication; DNA strand elongation involved in DNA replication. The record is from RefSeq and is a predicted model, not a curated record. Gene Ontology annotation, molecular function: ATP binding; single-stranded DNA helicase activity; ATP hydrolysis activity. Lineage: Eukaryota; Metazoa; Arthropoda; Insecta; Diptera; Drosophilidae.
UACAGUACAACUUCGAUAAUGUCGAGUCCCGCCCGUUCGCCCAGUGUACCAGCCAAGCAGGGAGCUCGCACGCCUACUAGAGGCAUUGCGUCGCAGGAUGUGGAGACCCCCAUGCGCAUGGGUCCUGGUCGGGCCGGAGCCCGGCCGUCGGACAACAUCAGUUUGCCGCCCACGUCGCCAGGUAACAUCAGCUUGCCGGCCACAAGUCCGGCACGAGGAUUGGGUACCAACAUGAGCGAGAUCGAUCUGAGUUCGCCGCUCAACUACGGCACGCCCAGCUCGAUGGGCUCCAUCCGUACACCGCGCUCGGGCAUCCGCGGUACUCCGCUGCGCGCUCGUCCAGAUAUUCGGACAGACAAGCGCAUCCGGCAGGUGGCCAUUGGCGGUGGCUCGGGGCUGGAGCCCAUACCUGAGAAGGGCUCCGAGACAACAGAUCCCGUCUCUGAAUCCUCUCAAGCGCCUCAGCUCGUUGUAUGGGGCACAAAUGUGGUUGUCAGUCAGUGCAAGUCCAAGUUCAAGUCUUUUAUACUGCGCUUCAUCGAUCCCAGCGCCGAGCAGGAUGAAAUCUCCGAGAAUAUCGAUGUCAAUCAGCCGCUGUAUCUGCAGAAACUGGAGGAGAUUCAUACCCUAGAGGAGCCCUAUCUGAAUCUCAAUUGUGCCCAUCUGAAGACCUUCGAUUUGGACCUGUACCGCCAGUUGAUCUGCUAUCCGCAAGAGGUGAUUCCCGGAUUCGAUAUGGCCAUCAAUGAGAUGUUCUUCGAGCGCUAUCCGGCCGCUUUGCUGGAACACCAGAUCCAGGUGCGUCCCUUCAAUGCGGACAAGACACGUAAUAUGCGCUCCCUGAAUCCAGAGGACAUGGAUCAACUGAUCAGCAUCUGCGGCAUGGUCAUCCGUUCCUCGAACGUCAUUCCAGAGAUGCGUGAAGCCUUCUUCAGCUGCAACAUAUGCUCCUUCAGCACCACUGUAGAGGUGGAUCGCGGUCGUAUUAAUCAGCCGACGCUGUGCACCAAUUGUAACACCAAUCAUUGCUUCCGUUUGAUCCACAACCGAUCGGAAUUCACGGACAAGCAGUUAAUCAAACUGCAGGAGUCGCCAGAUGAUAUGGCUGCCGGCCAAACGCCCCACAACGUGCUCUUGUAUGCCCACAACGAUCUGGUGGACAAGGUACAGCCGGGUGAUCGUGUUACCGUCACGGGAAUCUAUCGCGCGACGCCACUUAAGACCGGAGGCAUCUCUUCGAGCGUGAAGAGCGUCUACAAGACCCAUGUUGAUGUCGUGCACUUCCGCAAGGUGGACAACAAGCGCCUCUACGAAGAGGAGGAGGGCAAGGAUCACAUUUUCCCGCCGGAACGCAUCGAACUCCUCCAGUUGCUGGCCAAGAAGCCCGACAUUUACGAUCGCCUGGCCCGGGCCAUAGCUCCAUCGAUUUACGAGAACGAUGACAUCAAGAAGGGCAUCCUCCUGCAGCUAUUUGGCGGUACCAAGAAGAAACACGCUACUCUGGGUCGGCAGAACUUUAGGUCCGAGAUUCACCUACUGUUGUGUGGAGAUCCCGGCACUUCCAAGUCCCAGAUGCUGCAGUAUGUGUACAAUCUGGUACCGAGAUCACAGUACACCUCAGGUCGUGGCUCCUCGGCUGUGGGUCUGACUGCCUAUGUGACCAAGGAUCCGGAGACUCGACAAUUGGUCCUGCAAACUGGCGCUCUAGUUUUGGCCGACAAUGGUGUCUGUUGCAUCGACGAGUUCGACAAGAUGAACGACUCGACGCGCAGCGUGCUUCACGAAGUGAUGGAACAGCAAACGUUGAGCAUUGCCAAAGCCGGUAUCAUUUGCCAGCUGAACGCUCGCACCUCUAUCCUGGCAGCCGCUAAUCCCGCCGAAUCGCAGUGGAACAAGCGUAAAAACAUUAUUGAUAACGUCCAGCUGCCGCACACUCUGCUGUCUCGCUUCGAUCUGAUCUUUUUAGUUCUCGAUCCGCAGGAUGAGGUAUUCGACAAGCGAUUAGCCAGUCACUUGGUCUCGCUUUACUAUGUCACCCGUCAUGAGGAGGAGGAUACAAUGUUUGACAUGAGUGUCUUGCGUGACUACAUCGCCUAUGCCCGCGAGCAUCUAUCGCCCACGCUCUCAGAUGAGGCCCAGCAGCGGUUGAUUCAGGCCUAUGUGGACAUGCGUAAGGUGGGCGCUGGACGUGGCCAGAUCUCUGCCUAUCCCCGACAGCUAGAGAGUUUAAUACGCUUGUCGGAGGCUCAUGCCAAGGUUCGUCUCAGCAACGAGGUGGAGUUGCUGGACGUUGAGGAGGCUUGGCGUCUGCAUCGCGAGGCCUUGAAGCAGUCCGCCACAGAUCCGCUGUCCGGCAAGAUCGAUGUGGGCAUCCUCACCACAGGCUUAUCAACGGCCGCGAGAAAGAAGCGCGCUGAUCUAGUCGUGGCCAUCAAGGAGAACUUGAAGAAGAAGGGCAAAGUGCCCACGGUUCCCUAUCAAAAGUUGUUCAAGGAGAUAAAGGAGGGAUCCCAAAUUUUGAUCACGCGGGAACAAUUCGAGGAUGCGUUGAAGGAAGUGCAAGAUGAAGGCGCCAUUGUGGUCAUGGGCAAAAACACCAUUCGUAUUUGUUAACCUAAUCAUGUUUAUCUCAUUUUUCACUAUUUACUCAUUCAUUCCUAUUAUUAAGCACAAAUUACAAGAUAUGUUUUUUAAUAAA